Molecule: messenger RNA, 1026 nt
Organism: Dicentrarchus labrax (European seabass)
Lineage: Eukaryota; Metazoa; Chordata; Actinopteri; Moronidae
Product: immunoglobulin lambda-1 light chain-like
Exons: 4
Coding region: 96-827 (243 amino acids)
Source: RefSeq, a predicted model, not a curated record
CAGCACCUCCUCUCCUCAUCCUCCAAACCCUCUAAUCUGUCAGCAGUAAGUUCACUUUCCAAGUUACAAGGCCAUUCUCAGCACACACUGACAACAUGCUGGGGACCCUCUGCACUCUCAUCACUGCUCUAACAUAUGUUGAUGCAGUGAUAGUACUGACCCAGACGCCUGCUGUCCACACAGUUUCUACAGGACAAGAGGUUGUUCUCAACUGCAACAUUGAGAGAGAUGAUGGAAUUGCUGUUAGAUGGUAUAAACAGGUUCCUGGUGGAACUCCUCAGUAUGUUGUUAGUUUUCUGGGUAAAGACGGUUCAAUAAUUUUCGGAACAGGAUUCUCCUCAACCCGAUUCAACUCUAAAGCCUCAUCCAACAUAGAUUACCAGUUCAUCAUUAAGCGGGCAGAGACAGGAGACUCUGCUGUUUAUUAUUGUCUAACAUGGGACAGCUCUGCUAACGAGGUGGUAUUCGGACCAGGCACCAAGCUGAUUGUGACAAGCUCCAGCCUCUCUCCUCCUGUCCUGACAGUCUUCCCUCCGUCCAGCGCUGAGCUCCAGUCCAACACAGCCACUCUGGUCUGUCUGUCCAUUUUGCCCAGUGGGUCUAAGGGUUUUGCAGAUGUGAGCUGGGUGUCUGGUGGGAGUCCAGUGAGCAGUGGGAUCUCUACCAGCACCGCUGUUCAGAAACCAGACCAGACUUUCCAAAUCAGCAGCUAUCUGGCCAUCCAGACGUCAGACUGGAACAUGGAUAAGGUUUACACAUGUAAAGUGUCUUUGGGCUCCCAGACUUCAGAGAAAAAUAUCAAGAAGUCAAACUGUCACACUGAAUAAUAGCAGAGGAGCAGAAUUACCAUUUCUAACCUGCUUCUUUACUGUUUGUGCUGUUUGCUCAUUACAAGGUUUACAUGUUAGAAAAGAUGUGUCUGCAUGCUUGUAAUAAAUGUUGUGACAGUUAGGUGGAGGUGUUGUAUCAGCUUUGCAAAUGAUAAAUGUAUCAAGACAUAUUCAAUAAAAAAGCAUUGUGUCAAAA